CUCCCAACAAUACUGUCCUUUGCCGCGAAAAGUGCAGUAAUUUUCCUGGGCUGGCUACAGCCAUAAUGGCUGCUGUUUAUUCGGAAAAGGAGGGUAGUUUGCAAUCAAAUAAUGAAAGUUCGUCCACUGAAUAUGAGAAAGCCGCAGUCCAAGAGGUUAGCGUUGAUCCAGUACGCAAUAUCAAAACAUUUGAUGCUGAAAACACCAUCGAAGAAAUGGAAUUAGCUCUCAGUGGCCCAAUAUUGAAAGCCCAGGGCCACGCCGAAGUUGUUGCAACCAAUGCUGCAGUUCCAGCCGUUAAGAUUAAAAUAGAAGAAUUGGAUGAAGAUGAAUGUGUUUCUGUAUAUCAGGAAGAGGCCAAAGAAGGAUUGGAUGGUAGGACCACCAAGAAAGAAGACUUGUCUGAGAGAGAUCAAAUUGCCGAUGGGGAUUGGCUAUUUUGCUGUGAGGAUAGCAGUGUGGCCUUUGGGAACAAGGAGGGUUACCUAGAGCAACAUAGGAAGAAAAUCCACGAUGGUCCCAUAGUCUGCCUGGACACAGAUUCACAAUGGGAUAACCUGCUCGUCUCAACAGAUGGAGGCCAGAGAACGUUUUGCUGUGCUGUGUGCGGGCAGAGAUGUUCAAGCUCGACAGAGUUUUUUCAACAUCAACUUGCGCACCGGAAUCAAGAGAUUAAACAGGAGAUAGAUGCUGGCCACCACAAGGGUAUGGUAAAACCGAAAAGGUUUCAGUGCAAGGAUUGUGGCAAAGCAUUUUUCUCUAUUGGUCAGUGUCUCAACCAUCAGCGCUCUCAUAAACAGGCCUCAAAGUCUGUGUUUCAUCAGCUUGCCCAUUUAAAGAAAAAAUCGUUCCAGUGUCCCACUUGUGGACGCUGUUACUCUCGCGCUUCGGCCCUUGACGCACACCGUCACUGCCAUGAAGUGAAGCUGGUGAAAUCCAAAAGCUUUGAAACAACUGAAAAACCUCCGUCACUUAUUGAUGAGCCAGGUCAAGCUGAAAGCAGUGAGGCAAAACUUGAACAGACUGGCGAUCAUCAGCAAAAUGUGUAUCAGUGCAUUUGUGGCAAAUCUUUUCGGACAAUAGGUGGCCUUGGAACGCACCAGAGAUUCUCACGCAGCUGUUCAGAUGGGAAGGUGAAAGUAAAGGUGAAGGAGAAAAUCAAACAUCAGUUUGAAUGCUCUGAAUGUGAUAAGACCUUUGCUAGCGCUGCGGCUCUGACAGCACAUCAGCACUGGCAUAAAAGACGAUCUGUCGGCGAUGGCCAGCUAUGUAAAUGUACAGAGUGUGGCAAGAACUUCACUUCGCUCUCAUUCCUCAGUAAGCACCAGACAAAAUUUCACAGCAAAGAGCUGCCAGCAAAAUCAUUCCUUCAUCAAGUUUGCCAGCUUAAGAAGAAAGCGUUUGAGUGUCAGGAAUGUGGUCGCCGGUUUUCACGGUUGUCCGCUCUGCAGUCUCAUCAGCUCUAUCAUACCGACGUCUUCCAUGACAUUGCAAAGAGGGGCGGAGUAAAAAUAUUCCAGGACGAGGAAGACGACUAUGAUUUUGGGUCCACCGUGUAUUCUCAGCACACAGAAAAGACAGUGAAAGGCUCCGAUGAGGUUCUAGAUGUUGAGACUAUAGAUGUUGAUUAUGAAAUCGUCCGCGUCACAGCCUCAGACUAUGUUGAGAGCAAUAGUGGUCAGGAUCCAAAUCCCGAGCUGGUGUUGGUGUGCGAAUCUGAUCAAGAGGAAAAGGAUGACAUUAGUUUGAGCUUAAUGCAGACAGAUGCAUCUACAGCUUCCCCCGUGCAGUUGUCUCCAGAUGAUGUAAAAAUUGUACAGAUUGAUUUUGAGCAUUUAAAUGACGAAACGUUAAAAAACGAUGUAAUAAUGAGCAAAAGUUCCCCUCAAGAGUCUGAGUUAUAUACCUGUCCACGUUGUGACCAAACAUUCGUCAAAGCUUUGUCCUUGCAUCACCACAUGCUUUGGCAAAAAGAUUGCCAAAAAUUUAACAAGGAAAAACAUGAGGACAGAGUUGCUCACAAAUCAUACCAGCUUUCAGAUCUGGAGAAGAACAGUAUUAAAUGUGAGGAGUGUGGCGUCAGCUUUUCCAGUCUGUCUGCAUUGCAGUCUCACCAACAGAGUCACAGGAUCACAGAAAAACCAUUUGCAUGCUUGCAAUGUGACAGAAGCUAUUUAACUGCAGCUGGUCUAUACAAUCAUCAGAAAGUUUGCUGUGGGAGAAAACCCAGCGUUAAUAAUGUCAAAGAAGAAGGAAAGACGAAACAUUUCAAUCCAACCAAGUCGCUUUUGGGCCCAAAGGUUCAUCACUGUAAAAAAUGUGGUAAAGGUUUUUGGUCUUUGGGCGCUUUCUAUCAUCACAAGCAGUACCACGUACAGUGUGCAGAUGUUGAGAGGUCUACAUCUGAGCCUGAGAUUGGUCACAUUCGACGCAGGAAAAAGGGUCGGGGGGGCCGUAGGCAUGGCCAGAGGAAAGAAUACUCCAAAGAGAAAUAUGAAUGUGAAGUGUGUGGUAAAUCGUACCACAUGCUGGCUUGUUUCCUUAAACACAAGCUGUCCCAUGAUGCCAAUGGUCUCCAGCGUGCUGUUAAGUCUUUUGAUUAUCAACUCGAAAACUUGAAGAAGAACUCGUACCAAUGUCCCGACUGUGGAAAGGGUUUCUCCCGUGCCAUGGCGCUGCAGUUUCACAUGAAGUGCCAUGGCUAUGAUAGCGGCCUUCGCGUGAUUGAAUCUGCUCAUUUGCCACUAAGUCCUAAGAAGCUUCGAUGCCCAACAUGCAAUGCUUCAUUUACGUGUGAGUCAUUGCUAGUAGAUCAUCAAAAAAGCUGUUCAAAACCCAACAACGAUGCAGAAUAUCCACAAGAAUGUGAAACAACAGGAAUAGAGGAGCAAGUUGCAUCGUCUCAAAACGCUGAAAAUGUAGUGGUACAUAGCACAGAUUCCGUAACAGAACAGAAAACACCAUUAGCCACUUUGAAGUAUAAAUGUCGUGACUGUAACAGAAGCUUUUCGGUAAUUGGUGCGCUUAAUUUUCACAAGAGGAUUCACGUCCAAGGUUAUACAACUAAGAAGUUAAGAGCUGAACCAGCAAGGCAGCCGAAGGUUGCAAGGGUAAAACUAGAGCCAAGUUUACCAAACGCGCCUUUCGCUUGUCCUGAAUGCGGAAGAUUCUUCAGCACAAAUUCAGCUCUUGGCACACAUAAGCGUUGGCACAAAGACAAAAAAUUCGCCAGAUUUCUGUCAAGGAGUUAUAAGAAAUGCUCAAGGAAAAGUGUGGACGGUGGACCUUAUUUGUGCAAUUUAUGUGGCAAGGGAUUCUUCUACCUUUGUGUUCUUCGCAGGCAUCAGCUGCAUCACCCUCGCAUGGAGUCUCAACACCAAGAGCAAGCUGACCGUCAAUCAAAGGACCGUUUCACCUGUCCAGAUUGUCCGAUGUCUUUCUCGAGUGGUUCUCUUCUAACAGCUCAUUUUACAGACACGCAUGGCAAGCUUGAUAAUACUGACAAAGUGCAGUCUGAGAUCUCCGAUACUGUGGAAUCAGAUCCACCUCUCCAAAAAAAGUGCAAAAUGAUCACCAAGAAAGGAAAGCCCAAGGCGCGGUAUAAGUGCCCUUACUGUCCUAAAAGGUUUUUGAAUGAACGUGGUAUUCGUGCACACAAAUGGCAGAAACACCUCAAGGUUGAAGUACAACCCACUGCAUCUCGUGAGGAGCGUGUUUUUACUUGCUCUCCAUGUAAGUUGCUUUUCGCUUCUGAGGAGGCUCUUCAUAACCACAAAAGCUUUUGCAAUGCAAAUAAGAAAAAGCUGAAACCAUCUACAGAAGAGGAACCUAUUCAAAAGAUAAUGACCAAAUGUUUUUAUAAAUGUCACAAAUGUGCUAAAGAUUUUCACAGCGAGGAACAGUUAAAUGCACAUAAGGAGCUGGCAAAAAGUCGACCGCACACUUGUGCUCUUUGCUGCCGUGGUUACUGGACUGAAAGCCAGCUGCAGCAGCAUCUCGCAUGGCACGAUGAAGUACGCCGUCGCCUCCCAACCGAACUGAGAUACAGACUCAGUACUUCAGGGUCCAAACUGAAGGCUUUACCACAUAAAUCCACAUCCAAGGUCAAUUACUCCGUGCUGCUUUCUAAUCCAGAGCCCAACUUUCAGUGUCAGCAUUGUGAGAAAAGCUUCUUGUCACCUCAUGCUUUACAGCAGCACCAGGCUGUUCACAAAUCUGAGGAACCUUUUCAAUGUUCUCUGUGUCCACAGAUAUUUCAUGAUAUCAGAGAUCUUAUUGACCACCAUCAGGAGUGUUUGGGUGAUAAGGAGAGAAAGGACAGUAAGUUGAUUCCUCCAGAAAGAGAUGCUGGGAACCUGACGUGCAUUGAGUGUGGACAUUCCUUUAACAAGGAAGAAGAGCUGCAUCAGCAUUAUAUUGCACAUGCACGUGGAGAGUUCUGAAAAUAUAUGUAUAAAGAUGGAAUGCUGAUAUUUUUUCUCUAUCACAGAUUGACCAUAUUUACACUGGUUUAUUUUAACACUAUAAACACUGUUUUGUUAUAUAGUGUUGCUUGUUCAGUACAGUAAAACUGUUUGGAAAACAGGAAAAAGGAAGAUGCUUUUAGUUUUAACCUUUUUGCUUAAAUAGAUGUAGGGAGAUGGAAACAUGGCUGCUGAAAGCAGACCAUUACUAAAAGUACGUAAAAUUGUGUUGUUACUUUAAAUCGUAUUAGAUCUCUGCUGUGUAACCGAUGCCCAUGCUGUUCUCAAGUUAACUCUUCUUAAUAUGUAUUUAGACAUUUUCCUCACGUUUUCCUGCAGUUUAAUAUGUAUAUUAUUGCUUUGUCACCCUGAAAGAGUUUUCAAUAUUUGAAACUGCCAAGGUGUUUGUUAAAUAUUGCUUGUAAAUGUUGUUGGAGUUGUAGAAAUGUUUUUUUUCUAAGCAUCAAUUAAAUCUGAAUAUUAUGCUUGAAUCUGUUCAUCUAUGAUUUUGAUUUGUGGUUGUAUAGAUUAUGUAAUACAUAAAUAAUCUGACAAAUUGUGACAUUGGACGUUGCUAUCCGCUUGUUAAGCCUGAUGUCACGCACAACCAUAUAUGGAAGGUCAAAUACUGUUUCUGGGUCGAAACGCUCAAUAAGAUGCUAUAUGCAAACAACAAAAAAUGAUACACUCAUGGCGAGCUAUAAAACUAUCAGAAAACUGCGAUCGUAACCUUUAUCUUCAUAACGAAAUCUCACAUGGCCAGUCAGCGAUUUAUUUUUCAUAAUUUAUUCAAAUAUUGAUGUUGGCGAUUCCGUGAGCCUGAUGACUAGUGUAUACUUGACGAGUUGAUACAUGUUUUGCUUAAAUAUGCAAUAUGAGUAAACGGUGCUCAUAAACAGCUGUUUAAGCUAUAGCCCCGCUUGAAAUGAAUAGAUGCUUGGACCCAGAAACUGUAUUCCUCACAUCACCACUUAACAACCGAAUAGUCUGCCCUUAAACAUUUUCAUUAAAUUUUCAAAAAAAGGGACAGUUCACCCAAAAAUGAAAAUUCUGUCAUCAUUUACUCACCCUCAAAUUGUUCCAAACCUGUAUAAGUUCCUUUCCCUUGCUUAACACAAAGGAAGAUAUUUGUAAGAAUGUCAGUAACCAAACAGAUCUCAUCCCCCAUUGUGAAUUUUCUUGUCCAUAUGCAGCAUACUGGUUGGAUAUUGAUAUUAAGAAUGUAUAAGCUGCAACUUUGCUGCCAAAGGCAGUGCUUUCAUCCAGUCUUCACAAGUUGCAUUAAAACCAUUUUUUCUAUUUGGAUUCAUGGCAUGUUGAAGCAUAGAUGAGAAUAGUGACCAUCUGAAGAACUAAAGCAUCACAUUAGACUGACUUGUGAUAUCUUGAUAUUGCAUUUUUGUUUGUUUAGGUGUGUAGUGACUUUUGCCUAGAAAUAAUUCCAAAUUAGUGAGAUUCUUUUAGACAUUAAACAUUGUUUUGCUUGAAGAGGAAUUAAAAGUGCAUGCUACACAAAGAGGGGUACUUCUAAAGCCACAAAAAUGGUACCAUCAAGAUAGCAAUCCUCAAGAUUUAACUCUGACCAACAGUAUGUUAAACCCGGUCUCAAGGAGUCGCUCACAAAAUAUUGUACAUAUUUCCCUGCUGACAUACUUUAUGUACUGAAUGCCUUAAAGACUGCUAAUGUGACACAUUGUCACAUGUUUUAUUUUGUGGUACUUUAUCAGACCUGCUUUUGCCUAAAUUUUGUAAUCUUUACAGGUAUCCAGUUCACAUGUAUAUCUAUUAUAAAAACAGUGAAUGUAAGUUCUAUAUAAAAGUGUUCAAUUAAAUGGUCAUAAUUUCAGUGAAACUGUGUUUCUUCAUUGCCUUUAUCGAUAGGAAUUGCAUGUUUAUUUUUUCAUGAAAGGACAAGAGCUAUGGCCUCUUCAUACAAGUAUGCACAUUAAAUCUGGGGUCAACUUUAAAUACCGUCAAAAAAUCAUGCUCAUGUACAAGUACAGUAUACAACUGUUCCAUUUAGUUAAGCUGACCAAUAAAACUAUUUACAUAUUUGUUUAGCCCCUAUAGCAAUCUUUUUGUUGGGUUGCGUUUGUAAUAGCAUAUUGAUGUACUACUCGUAUAUAUUUUGCAGCAUGUGAUGUGAACACUAUCAGUCAAUAGUUCAUGACUAAAGUCUAUUAAAGGCAUCCACAUGUUUUAAAUUAGUUUUGUGGAAAACAAUGUAAUCAUGUUUACACAGUAAUUUCACAAUGUAAGUCACAAUGUAAUUCCAGUCAUGGCAGAGCCAUGAUGCGUUUCUGCGUCAACAUGGGUUUCCUUCUCCUGUUUCCUCCACAGUCCAUGCAAUUUCAGUGAACUGCCCUUAAUGGUUAUAAAAGCUUACAUUUGUGUUGUUAUAAUAAUUUUGAUCAAUUUUCUACUUUUCUAAAAUGUGGAAAACUUUUUAACUUUAUUGUAUAUCGCAUACUAUAGAGCACUUUGGAGAACAUAAGCAACACUGGUCCAGAAGAACAAAUCAAAUAUCUUGAGGAUUUCAUAAGUAAGAUUUUAAAAAAUGAAACCGGAAGUGCUUCUGGGCCAGUGUUUCCAUCUUGCAAAAUGAUAUCAAUAUCAACUAGAUACCACUUUUUGAGUUAAACCUUUAACAUUGCUGUUGUGACUGUGUGGCAUAUUAUGGAGUGAAAUGUUUUUGUAGCAUACUGUUGCCGUCGGUGAAAAAUACUCUGUAAAUGUUUAUAUACAGUAGAUAUGUAAGAAUUGGAUUCAUAACAUGGUCAUGUGAUAAUGGUAUGAAUCCUCUUUCUCUCCU
Triplophysa rosa is the source of this 7275-nucleotide messenger RNA. Its product is annotated as trypsin-like. The transcript is spliced from 2 exons. Bases 66 to 4442 code for a protein of 1458 amino acids. Gene Ontology annotation, biological process: regulation of transcription by RNA polymerase II; proteolysis. The record is from RefSeq and is a predicted model, not a curated record. Gene Ontology annotation, molecular function: serine-type endopeptidase activity; RNA polymerase II cis-regulatory region sequence-specific DNA binding; DNA-binding transcription factor activity, RNA polymerase II-specific. NCBI's taxonomy places the organism in Eukaryota, Metazoa, Chordata, Actinopteri, Cypriniformes, Nemacheilidae. Gene Ontology annotation, cellular component: nucleus.